AAAACAGUGAGCUGAAAAUGACCGAGCGUGACUCUUGGUGUGUCUGUAAUGAGGUUUCCUGGUUUCAUCCCAGGUGAAUGUUGUGGGUCGCAGCGCCCUCUGGUGGAUGCUCACUGAUGCUGACCAUGUAGUGUGAAGUCAGCUUCUCACCUGGUUUUUCAUGUGAGUAGUGGAGGCUGUCGGAGUGAAAAAUGAUCACACAGGAAGCAGCUGCACACUCACCACACAUGAAUGCACCAUGUACGUGUGUGUGUGUGUGUGACCACAUAUGCAUGUCCACCAUGCACCGUUAAAGUUUUACAGUAAGUGCAGCCAUCAGAGCAGCAGUGGGGGGUUAGACCUACGGACCGAGCUUCUGUAGCUUCUGCACACGCUGCAGAGUUUCUGAUUAACAUCACCGCUCACUCUGCAGCUCUGUCUCCCAAACCUGCAAACAUGAAGUCUUCCUGCCACACACACUUUAAUUUGAGCUAUCAGUCCAAUCUUAAUAGUUUCUUUGGGCAGGAAUGUCUUCAGGGGGAAGAGAGAAAAGAUAAGCUCAGAUAGGAGGAGGUGGAGAGAAGCAAAAGCAGAGUUUCUAUUGUAAAUGUGAGCAGGGAGGAGGAGGAGGAGGAGGAGAACGGGGUCAACAAAAAAAAGAGUGACGCCUGCAGGAAACAUGAAGUCCAGCAUUCCAGAGUUUGAGCGGAGAGCAUCUGGAAAAGUUUAAAAGUAGAGAGGGGAGGGGAGAAGGGGCGGGGAGGAGGCAGAGUCGUGUUUCCGAAAGAUGUAAAAAUGCAGAAAUUCAAAGGUCUGAUUGAGCAGCCGAGUUGAGAAAGAGCAGGAUCGGCUGCAGAGCGAUGAAGCAAAGAGAGCGUGUCACAAGCUAAGAAGAGGCAGAGCAGGGGAAGUCUGACCAAAGUGCUCGGCCUCUUCCUGCCUCACGAACAGCUCAGGAAGUCGAGGCUUAAACACAGGGGAGGGCCGACACACAGGAACAUAUUUUCCCCUUUGCCUUGUAGUCUCUCCUUAUUCAGGCCUGCUCCGAUCAACAGGAGGAGGAAAGAAGGGGGCAAAGAGGAGGCGGGGUUUUCGAUGGAGCUGAGAGAGACGGAGCAGUCAAACAGUCAGUCGCCGGCGUUAUGAUGGAGGCCAGCGUCGUUCCCCAGGACGCAGGCCCUGUGACAGGACCACUCGACCCUCCCUCCCCGCUCCCUCCACCCUCGCUGCCCUCCCACCUGCCGCCCCGGCCGUGUCGCCCCAAACCUCCACCUUCCGCAGUCAGGAACUCCCAUCUCCCCUCUCGACCUCCUCUGCCUCCAUCCACCCCUCCGUCCCUCCCUCCCCCUCUCCCUCCUGUCCACGCACCUCCUACCCCAUCUUUGCCUCCCCCUCUCUCACCUUCCCCUGUCCCCACUCCUGCUCCUUCCCUCCUGUCCUCUGUCUCCUCUGAUCUGACGCCAACUUUCUCUCCUCCCCCUCUUCCUGCUCCUUUGUCUCCUACACUCCCACCCCCCUCCUCUCCUUCCUCACCCCUCCUCCCCCUGUCUUCCCACCAGCCUCACCGGCUCCUCCGGUGCUGAGCUCAGUGGACCGGCUGGU
Oreochromis niloticus (Nile tilapia) is the source of this 1581-nucleotide messenger RNA. Its product is annotated as proline-rich receptor-like protein kinase PERK2. The transcript has 2 exons. The record is from RefSeq and is a predicted model, not a curated record. The coding region runs from base 1122 to 1562 and encodes 146 amino acids. NCBI's taxonomy places the organism in Eukaryota, Metazoa, Chordata, Actinopteri, Cichliformes, Cichlidae.